UGACGCUGGUAAGAGUGCCAUGAAACAAUGAUAACCAUGACGAGCAAAUAAACAAGAAAAGUCAGUUGUUGUUUUAUUUUCCAUCUUUCGACAUCAUCGAGCCAAAAUGGCUCUGCGAACAUCCAAAAUUACCAGUGAAGUUAUUCAAACCUGUAACAAGUACAUAUCGUCAAAAUCCGAAGCCAUUGUUAACGCCAGCUCACAAGCCGCAAACAUCAAUUACUACGAGCACAGGACCGGGCCCAGCUACAGAUACAAAAUCAAAACGACGGAAAAGCCGAAACAUUUGCCCGAAAUCAAAUUCGAAGAUCCCGAAGAGAGUCACAUUUUUUCCGAAUUGCAGCCUGCCGCUGGGCCAUUGUUUCGCUUCGAUUAUAGACAAGCGAAAUGGUCAGAUGACAUGGGCACUAACAGUCCGUUUCCAGCCAAAAUAGAAACGAAGGGCGCUGUAAACGUUGUUUACAGUGACAUGCAAAAGGCGGAAGACAAAUUACUAAAAUCGAAAAUCUCUGUCCCCUCCUACAGGCAUUAUUCGUCGUUGAGCAACCCUUUCUAUGGCAGAGCCCCCGCCGAAAACAAUUCCGAAGGCAAGUGUCAUAAUAAAUUAAACAAAUGCGUCAAACUUACCAAACCUAAAAAUUGCAAGUUGUCCAGAAAUUGCCCCAGGUACAAACUCGAUGAUUGCGAACAGUCUCCCGGUUCAAACUGCAAACUGAAUUAUUUGGACCCUAAUUGUACGAAGAAAUAUGCCCCAUAUCCUGCGUACAGCGAGAGCUGCGCAGAAAACUUGCCAGAAGAUCCGUCGGAGUGUCAGCAAUGUCCUUGGCGUACGUGCGACGGCGCAGACACAAUUGAACCAGGCAAACCUGUUAGGGGAAGAAGAAAUUACAGCACAUCUACCACCCUACAAAGAAGUAUGGUGAACGGAGUGGUGACUCCUGGCCCCCACACACCCCCCAUCAACGCCGUAAGGGAAUACCUUUGUGGCAAAGGCAAGAAGUGCGGCAUCGUUAAGAGUCCCUGCACGGAACCGCCGGGUCCUUGCGAAGUGCGCAGGCAGAAAGAAGAGAGCGAAGGACGAAAAAACAAGAAACAAACGGGCAAGAAGAAGAGGUGCGUAAACAUGGUGCUGAGGGAUGGGGACUUGGGAGUUGGCGACGAAAUAAUCAAUCCCUACACUAUGGAGAGAGUCAAGCUGGAAAUGAAUGGAUCAUGGAUGGACCUUCCUUCUAAUAACGACAUCGAACAAUUGUUGAUGUGCGAGAAAAAACAAAAACCUCCGAAUUGUCGAAAAGGCAAGAAGCCAAAAAGACCAAAGGAAAAUGCAUACGAUCCCGUGGAAUUAAAACAGGCUACUGUCUUGGCUGACAAAAAGAGGAGGUAUGACGAAGGCCAACCACCACCAUGCGAACACGGCAAUACUGGUUCCAGUAAGAGAUGUCCCAAGGAGAAACUGAAGAAGCCAAAAUACAAGAAAAGACCAAUGACGGCUGGUUUUUAUAGGCGACCACCAGAUCCAUACACUAAAGACGAUAAAGACUAACUAACUUUGGUUACAACAAUAGAAAAUACAUUCAUGUGCGUCUGUAAAAAUAAAUAUAAUAAGUAAUUCUGUA
This is a messenger RNA of Sitophilus oryzae (rice weevil), 1616 nucleotides long. RefSeq lists its product as uncharacterized. The transcript has 8 exons. Bases 107 to 1543 code for a protein of 478 amino acids. Lineage: Eukaryota; Metazoa; Arthropoda; Insecta; Coleoptera; Curculionidae. The record is from RefSeq and is a predicted model, not a curated record.